Molecule: messenger RNA, 2385 nt
Organism: Drosophila melanogaster (fruit fly)
Lineage: Eukaryota; Metazoa; Arthropoda; Insecta; Diptera; Drosophilidae
Gene: Ent2
Product: equilibrative nucleoside transporter 2
Exons: 1
Coding region: 373-1749 (458 amino acids)
Biological process (GO): nucleoside transport; nucleoside transmembrane transport
Cellular component (GO): membrane; synapse
Molecular function (GO): nucleoside transmembrane transporter activity
Source: RefSeq, marked reviewed
GAUCGAGUACAGCUGAUACAACGCGGCGAUAAUCUUGUAGUGCGGUGCGGUUUUAACCUUUGAUUGGAUCUGUGUUGUAAUCAGCGCUCUUCGGGCACUGCAGUUGCGUCUCCACGUGACCACUAGUUCCAGGCGAACCCCCCGCCACGAGGAUAUACCCUAAUCCCGAAAUCAGAGUGCUGUCGCAGGCGCAGGGAAAAUCAAACCUUCCCGCCCUCCUACCGGUUUUGUGGCCACCGCGAAAAUAACUGACCGCGCAAGUUUUCGGGUUUCAAGCAAACGCCUCAAGCACACGCCCCAAUAACUGCUGUCGCCCGCAUCAGCAGAACCAGAAAGAAAUCCGAGCCAGAGCAGAACAGAAGUCGCGCAGAUAUGGCGGAGGCUAAAUCGGAGAAGUCGCCUUUUAUUGGCAAACAGCAGGCGCCGGUGACGUUAAAUCCCUCGUGGGAAUCCAAGUUGCCGCCCCAUGAUUCCAACGGCAAGGGAUCAACGUCGGUGUUGGCGAAACUGGGCCUGCCAGCGCCAAAAGAUAAAUUCCUUAUCGUGUUCUUUAUAUUCCUGCUGCACGGCGUGGGCACGCUGAUGCCAUGGAACAUGUUCAUCACGGCCAAGUCCUAUUUCGAGGACUUCAAGUUCGGACCAAACAACACCGUGGCCACGGAAGUGAGUUACCGCACCCAUUUCAUGCAAAAUAUGGGCUUUGCCUCGCAGAUUCCUAACCUGGUCUUCAACUGGCUGAACAUCUUUGUCAACUUUGGCGGCGACCUGACCACCCGAAUCGUCUACAGCAUCAUCUUCGAAAUGGUCAUUCUGCUGGUUACCAUUAUUUUGGCCAUGCUCGACUCCUCGCAGUGGCCGGGCGUCUUCUUCUGGACCACCAUGGUGUGCAUUGUGUUGUUAAACGUGUGCAACGGCAUCUACCAGAACACCAUAUACGGAAUAGUGGCAUCGUUGCCCAUCAAGUACACAGGCGCCGUCGUCCUGGGCUCCAACAUCAGCGGCUGCUUCACCACCGCCAUGGCCUUGAUAUGCGGUGAGAUCUUCUCGUCCAAGAGGACUUCGGCCAUCUACUACUUCGUGACCGCCAUCCUAGUGCUGCUGCUCUGCUUCGACACGUACUUUGCGCUGCCGCUGAACAAGUUCUUCCGGCACUACGAGACCAUUAGCCGGAGCAGCGAAAAGAAAUCUGAUUCUAAGGCCCAGCUGAACGUGCCUUACUGGCAGAUCUUCAAGAAAGCAGCGCCCCAACUAUUCAACAUCUUCCUCACGUUUUUCGUCACGUUGUCGGUUUUCCCGGCGAUUCAGUCGAACGUGCACCGCUCCGACCCAAAUUUCGUAGUAGGCCCGGACUACUUUACACUGGUCACUUGCUUCGCGACCUUUAACGUCUUCGCAAUGCUGGGCAGUUUAACCACAUCGUGGGUGCAAUGGCCGGGUCCGAGGUUCCUCUGGGUGCCAGUGGUCUUGCGUCUGGCGUUCAUCCCCUUGUUUGUCAUGUGCAACUACGUUCCGCCGGACUCGGUGCGCUCAUUGGCCGUAUUCAUCGAGAACGAUUGGGUGUACUGGGGCAUCGGCAUCGCAAUGGCCUACAGCUCCGGGUAUCUCAGCUCUCUGGGCAUGAUGUACGCCCCGCAGACGGUGCACACCAAAUACCAGACCACUGCCGGAAUGUACGCAGCUGCCAUGCUGAUCACGGGCAUCUUCUCCGGAGUGCUGUUCUCGUAUCUGGGACCAUUUUUCGUCGUGUAGUCUUACAUUUAUUAGUAUGACGCUUACUAACAAUUUUCAUUGUUCAUUGCAUUGCAUUAUUUGACACAUUUUAAAUUUAGUUUUGUGCUCAAUACCAGUUCCGGGACCUGGCCAUUUGGUUUCGUCUUAACCAAUUAAUUAUAUUCUUUUCAUUUAAUAAAGGUUUUACUUUUCAUUUUAAUAAUAUGGUGUCUAAUAUUUCAUAGUUAGACUGCACACACAUAAAUUUAGUUUUGCGCUCAAUUCUAGUUCUAGGACUAAUCAAUCAUUUUAACACGUUUUAUUUAAUAAAGUUUUUCAAUUUGUAUUUUAUUACAUCAACGAAAUAAUACAAAGAUAGUGGUACAAAUUAAAGCAACAAUAUACCUCGCAUCCAUGGGAAAAUUGUGCCGACAAAAAGAGCAAAGGGAACUUGCAGAGUCUGACAAUUGGGUCCUAAUUGAUGUACAUAUAUCUAUCAAUUAGGAGGGGGUCUAACAAGUCAAUGGAAUAUUUGGUUCGUUUUAUCACAGCUUCAUCCGAUUGAAUGAAAUAACAAAGUGGGACAAAUAUGCACGACCAAAGCAUUUAAUCAAUGCACUCUUUUGGUGGCCACCGAAACCGCCCAGCUGAAAUUGUGGACACCCUUGUAAUGAU